AUGAUAGCCAAUUUAUGGGGAAUUGAUAUAUUUAAAGCACUGGAAUAAGGCAUUUACGAUGAAAAUUAAGAUGGGAAGGUUUUUCAAUUAGUAUCUAAACUUGUAUUUAUACGAUAGGUAUUUGGAAAAAUAGUGGUAAUUGUUUACUCUAAUGAAUAGCUGGGGUUGCAAAUGGAAUUUACUAAUUAAUAAAAGAUAAGGAUGAUAUCAAUUUGAAUAGAUUUAUUAGAAAAUUCUUUAAAUGUGAUUUAUCGGAUUUUCAUUAAUAAGUAAACCAAAAUCAAUAUCUUAUUUGAAGAAAAAUCAAGAAUACAAAUUUUAUUUCCAAAAAAAUCUUAGAAUUCAGAAUUAAUUGCUCCAAUAGACUAAUAAAUAAAUCUCUUUUUUAUAAAAUCAAAUUUUUAUUCUAGCUCUGCA
Paramecium primaurelia is the source of this 417-nucleotide messenger RNA. The record is from the annotation of a GenBank genome assembly. Lineage: Eukaryota; Ciliophora; Oligohymenophorea; Peniculida; Parameciidae.